Messenger RNA from Clonostachys solani, 1014 nucleotides. Lineage: Eukaryota; Fungi; Ascomycota; Sordariomycetes; Hypocreales; Bionectriaceae. The record is from the annotation of a GenBank genome assembly.
AUGGCACGAAUCACCGUUGUCGGCGCCGGAAUUACCGGACUUGCCAUAGCGGCACAGCUCUCUCGCAACCACGAGAUCACCGUGGUCGCCAAAAACCUCCCGGGAGAUAACCCGACAACUGAAUGGGCAAGCCCGUGGGCCGGUGCUAAUUUUGUGGCAGGGUACUGUUCUUCGCCUUGUGACAGGAAAAGGCAGCGUGAUACCUUCAGUGAGUGGUGGAGAUUGGCCAGCAGAUUUCCAGAGUCUAGCGUCAAAAGGAUUACGAUGGAGGAGUUCUUUAACGGAGAGCGGACGGGGGACGAUUUAUGGUUCAGGGAGUUUGUGCCCGAUUUCCGCUUCCUCGCAAACGACGAGCUUCCAGAAGGGACCGAUGGGGGAUAUUCCUAUACAACGAUCGUUCUCAACCCAAACAUCUUCCUCCCUUGGAUGAGACGCAACCUUGAGGACUCAGGGGUCAAAUUCGUGAGGCUCGACCUCAGCUCGCUUUCGGAUGCGCGGCAUCUCGGGCACGACGUUCUUGUAAAUGCGACUGGACUGGGGCCCAGGGAUCUGGGGGAUGUUCAGGACAAGAACAUGCUGUUUCUGAAGGGACAGAUCAUGGUAGUCAAGAGUGACUACAAGAAAACCAUGAUGCGCGACGAUGGGAAGACUUACACAUAUGUCAUCCCGCGAUUGGAUGGAACGGUGAUUUUGGGCGGCAUUCGAGAUCCAGAUAUCAGCAAUACGAAGGUCGAUCUUGAGGUUGACAAAGAUAUUGCGAAAAGGGUAAACAAAACCCUGCCGGAACACUUUUCUGCCGAUCCAGCAGACUACGAAAUUGUCGGGCACAAUGUGGGCAUCCGGCCGUACAGAUCGACGGGAAUGCGCAUCGAGAAGGAGGUCAAGGAAGGCCAGAACAUUGUGCAUGCUUACGGGAUCACAGGAGGAGGGUAUAUCUUCGGGUUCGGGGUGGCACGAGAGGCGGCCGGGCUUGUCGAUGAGUUCCUGUUCCCAGCCGGCAAAGCACGUCUGUGA